Aspergillus tanneri is the source of this 645-nucleotide messenger RNA. RefSeq lists its product as uncharacterized. Gene Ontology annotation, cellular component: membrane. NCBI's taxonomy places the organism in Eukaryota, Fungi, Ascomycota, Eurotiomycetes, Eurotiales, Aspergillaceae. Gene Ontology annotation, biological process: magnesium ion transport. The record is from RefSeq and is a predicted model, not a curated record. The transcript has 4 exons. Gene Ontology annotation, molecular function: P-type magnesium transporter activity. The coding region runs from base 1 to 645 and encodes 214 amino acids.
AUGGACGUCGCGCUUUUCUUACCAGAGAUCCAGCUCGCUGUGUCGUCUAACCUAAGCAAUGUUCUCAGUUUUAUGAUUGCUAGCGCGUGGUUGCCAUUCUCGCCGAUGACAGCUUUGCAAGUCCUCGUACAAAACGUUAUGUAUGACAUCAGCCAGGUUACUAUUCCAUGGGAUAAUAUGGAUCCGGAAUGCCUUCAGCAGCCUCGAAAGUGGAACACACCGGACUUGGUUCGUUUUACGAUGAUUCUGGGUCCCCCUAGCUGUACUAUCGACAUGUGCACAUUUGCCCUUGGCUGGUUCUAUUACUAUAUCCGUAGUACGCAGGAUACCGAGGCUAUAUACCGAUUUCGCGCACACUGGUUUGUGCAGGGGCUCCUAACACAGAUAUUGAAUGUCCACGUGUUCCGUACGUCAAAAUUUCCGAUUGUACAAAGUCGCGCCUCUGCUGCUUUUGUUAUCAGCACUAUCCUAGCCGCCAUAGUCGGUUUCGUCAUCCCUUUCGUGCCUGCCUUGCAGGGGGCUCUGCACUUUGCACGUCCUGCGGGCUCAUUUGUCGGAUUCCUUGCUGCAGAGUUGCUGAUAUAUUGCAUCCAGCAGCAGAUCGUAAAAAUGUUGUAUAUCUGGUUAUUUAAAGUAUGGUUGUAG